ACGCUGCAGCAGCUGGAGGUGCCGCUGCUGAGCCAGCGCCACUGCCGCUGCCUGUACGCGCUGGGGACAGCGCCGGGGGACACGCCGGGGACACCCGCGGGGGACACCAUCUGCGCCGGCCUGCCGCAGGGCCAGCGCGACGCCUGCCAGGGUGACUCCGGCGGUCCCCUGGCCUGCCGCCUCGGUGGCACCUGGCACCUGGCGGGCGUGGUGAGUUGGGGUGACGCCUGCGGGGUCCCCGGCCGCCCGGGGGUCUACACGGGGGUGUCCCCUCACCUCUCGUGGAUCCUGUCCCUUGUCCCCGAGCUGGCCCCGCGCCACCCCCCCCGCGACGUCCCCGAGGCCACCCCCGAGCCCCCCGGGGGGCGCUGUGACAUCGGGGACAUCCCCCCGGG
This is a messenger RNA of Pyrgilauda ruficollis (rufous-necked snowfinch), 395 nucleotides long. RefSeq names its product prostasin-like. Gene Ontology annotation, biological process: proteolysis. Gene Ontology annotation, molecular function: serine-type endopeptidase activity. The transcript is spliced from 2 exons. The record is from RefSeq and is a predicted model, not a curated record. Lineage: Eukaryota; Metazoa; Chordata; Aves; Passeriformes; Passeridae. The annotation marks the transcript as partial.